CGGGGCGGGGGAGCCGGAGCUGCGCGAGUGCCGUGGCUCGGAGUGCGAGGACUGGCGAGGGGGCGAGGCGGCUCUUUGUCCUGCCAAGGGAGGAACAGGAGGCAGCUCCUUCGCGGAACCAGGUUCUAUGGACUGUCAUUCAGAGGAACCCUAAUGGAUGUCUCUUGCAUUUUUUAAAACCCAUCUCUCUUUUCGUGGGGGAUUCUUGAAUCAACACUGUCCCUAUAAUGACUGAAACGUCUGAAGGAUGUGAUUGACAAGAGGCUUGUGCAGUCUGCAAAGGAUUCCCCCCCCCACUGAUCAGUUUUGUACCUUGACUCCCCCAAAGAGAAGCAUGCUCAGUGGCCCACACGGUUAGAGAAGAGUUGCCUCUCACUUGGGCGGUGAGAGAACUUGCGUUUUGAAGUCUGAAGAUGAGUGCCCCGCUGGUUCCCAAUAAGUCAUGUUACAAUUUAUUGCAGGACAACAGAAAUGAGAUGAAGAAUAACAAUGAACGUAUGGUGACUGUUGGAGACACGAAUGCCAACCAAAUCACACCAGAGGUUAGAACCUCUCGAGGGGAGUUAAGGACAAAUGAUCUGUCAGGAGAAACUAGAUGCCGGAAUACAGGUGAGACAGAAAAUAACACACAGUUAGAUUCAGAGAGGAACAGAUUUCAGGGCACUACUACUGGCCUAUCAGAGUUUAGGCUGCAUUCCACCAACAGCAGGGAAUUGCAUAAGGAUUACAGGACUGAUGGGCUGAAGGACACUUCAAAACUACUCCCUAUUAGCCGGGGACAUAGUUUGUCCAAUCUGAGGAUUAAUACAAAUGAGACCUUUUCAGUGGUUCUUUCAAAAAGCGAUGCUGAUCUCAUUCAGCACGUCUCAAAGGAAAGAGCACCUAGAACGAUUGAGCCAGAAGGGAUAAAGCGCCUUUCCUUGGGGAGAUCAAGGAAACUGAUGGCUAAAACAGAAGCUUUUGGGAAAGAAUUUGUAGGUCGCGUAUCAGGCAAGCGGUUGCUUUCCGCAUCCUUGGAUUCCAUUGACACCUCUCACCAUUUGAUUGGGGACACUGAGAGAUCUCGGAAAACAUCCACAGACCACUUUUUAGGCGUGGUGUUUUGUCCAACUGAUAGCGCCUCCGAGGGAAACAUUGUCCGUUAUUCUAAGCCACCAUCUACCUCAGAAACUAAGAAAACACAUGUUGCAGCAACACAACCAGGUGCGGACAACCUUGCAAAUUUCAACAAACAAAGCACACCACACCCUGCUCACAUAGAUCUACAUUUAACUGUAAAAUCCACUGAAAUUUGGAGUAGAUCAGAAGCACAAGUAGACCACCAGGGUGAUAAGAGAGGAAAGGCGGAGUUGAAAAGCCCUCUGUAUUCUCAGUCUAAGGGUAUGUGUCAGCAAAAAAUCGACAGGAGUACACCAGUUGAAUUUCUUGGAUAUCAGAUGGAGGAAAAUAAUGUUGCAGGGCAGAAUAAAAAGGAUUAUGGGUCUGAAGUAUACAAGGAGAAAUCACAUCAGUUGCAGGAAGCUUGUCGCAAAGGAGAGAAUCCAUAUUUAAAUGAGGACUUUGACUCUGCCAGUGACAGACUGGUAAGUAAUAGUAAUAACUCCCCAGGUUUAAGAAAGGGAGGUAGUCUUAGUGACAGCAGGUUGAUGAACCAAGUGAGUGAGUGUAUAGGUGAAAAAGAAGAGGACAGCAAACAUAGUGGCAAGCUGACACCUACAAGAAAUAAAAACCUACACGAUACUGAUGCAAGUUGCAUUCAAGCAGCUGGUGGGCAUAUGCCUUUUAUGCAUAACACAAAUCUGCCAGACUGGAAACUUCUAAACAGUAAUGAAAGCAAACUAGUCAAAGGGAAUAGUGAUGUUGCGAUGAUCACCUCUGAUCAACCAAACGCGUUUAGUGCAGAGAAUGCGUCAGAUAAUCAUUCUGACAUCCAGGGCUGUGGUUUAGAUGCUACAAGUGUUUCAGUUCUGACCAAGAAGACGGUCAUUAUAAAGAGAAAUCUUUCAAGCGACACACCGGAGAGCUGUAAAAUAUCAGGAAGAACGGAUACCUUUUUAUGUGCCCCGACGCCUUUGCGCCCUGUGGCGGCUGUGAAUGUCAGUAAUCACACCACAGCAUCAAGCAGUGGCUUGAAGGAUCUCUAUACACUUCAUGUUGACAAGCUGCCAUCCUCUGCGGUCCUACCUCCCAUUGACGACACACAGUUGCUAAGGCUAUCCCCUAAAGUGCCUAACAAGACUCCCUGUAACAGUGGCAUCCCCAAACCCAUCCUCAUCCAUGCUAAGGGCUCCCAUCUGGCCAAGGACGAUGGGGAGAGCAACGGCAUAGAGAAGCCAGAAGACAAGCCUGAGAUAAAACCAGACAUCCCCAAGCCCAAACAUGUGAGGCCUAAGAUCAUCACUUACAUCAGAAGAAAUCCCCAGGCAAUAAGCCACCUUGACCACGCAUUUGCCCCAGCUGGAUUACCCUAUGUGGCACCUCCUUGCAGCAUGCCAAUGGCCACAGAGCAGAAGGCUUUGAGCGAUGGAGAUAUUAAACCAGGCACCGUUCUCUAUGACAAGUUUAAACCUGACUUGCAGAAGCCUCGGAUUUACAGUUCUGGACUCGUGGUGUCUGGCAUUAAAUCCCCAAGCCAUCAUUUUGGUCAAAUGGGUGAAAAAUUUAUCCAGGAGGUUGGGGAAAGACCUGUGAAAGGAGAAUUUUGUCCUCCACCAUACACUCACUAUGAGGUGCCUCCAAGCUUUUAUCGCUCUGCAAUGAUACUUAAGCCUCAGUUAGGACUGGGAGCAGUUUCCAGAUUACCGUCUGCAAAAAGCAGGAUUUUGAUUACAAGCCAGAGGUCUUCAGCAAGCUGCAUCCAUCCUCAAGGGCCAAUAGCCAGUUCUCCUCCGCUUUUCCAUCCAGAUAAUUCAGGUAUCUAUCUUCACUGUCUGACUUUUUAUUACAGUGUUGAUCUCAAAAAGGGCCCGAAUCCAAACGCUACGAAAUCAAACCUUCCAAAGCCAUGUCAGUCUGGACUUCGCCCUCCUGGUUAUUCCCGCUUGCCGGCCGCUAAACUAGCAGCCUUUGGCUUUGUCAGGAGCUCCAGUGUCUCGUCAGUCUCAAGCAACCAAUCGAAUGACAGCGUCCAGAGUGAUCAAAGCAGGACAGCCAAUCAAAAUCUUAAUCUUAAUAUUCAGCGCACUAGUCAUUCUAACGCCUUCACCUCUGAGUUGCUAAUGGCACCGUUAUUUAAAAUUUGGGGAUAG
This is a messenger RNA of Lacerta agilis (Sand lizard), 3248 nucleotides long. RefSeq names its product microtubule-associated tumor suppressor candidate 2-like. The coding region runs from base 414 to 3248 and encodes 944 amino acids. Gene Ontology annotation, cellular component: nucleus; cytoplasm. Lineage: Eukaryota; Metazoa; Chordata; Lepidosauria; Squamata; Lacertidae. The record is from RefSeq and is a predicted model, not a curated record. Gene Ontology annotation, molecular function: microtubule binding. The transcript has 5 exons.